Molecule: messenger RNA, 1125 nt
Organism: Racocetra persica
Lineage: Eukaryota; Fungi; Glomeromycota; Glomeromycetes; Diversisporales; Gigasporaceae
Source: the annotation of a GenBank genome assembly
AUGCUUGAAGAUACAGUUUUUGAAAUUUCUCAAGAUGAGCUCGAUGCUGAAGCUCGCAUUCGUGCCGAAUUUCAAAGUUUGACCAAUAAUCAAGUUUUUGAACAUGUACUUCGCUAUCGCAUCAUGGCACUCAAACGUGGUGUGACAGUUUUGCGUACCGCAUCAGAUGUUUUAGGCAACGACAGUCGUGAACUUAUGAUUCCAUCAUUACAAGAAACUCUAAAUUCAGUCAUUAAUAAUACUUCCGCAACUGGCGAAUUUCAUAUGUUGGAUGUGGGCGCUGGCUCUGGGGAAGCUAUUGAUUGGUGUUUUGCAAAGAAAUUUGAAGAAAAUGUUGGCAUAGGAAAAAACAAACAUAUCAUUCAUAUUAUUGAACCAAAUUCUAUUUUGUUAAAAGCCUAUCAACAAAAAUUAUUAGAAUAUGAGCAUCUUGAUCAAGGAAUUGUAUAUCAGGGACCUGUACAAGAUUAUUAUACAUACCACGAUGAUGCUCUAUUACUACCAAAACUGCCAGCUUCAGUUGAUUUCAUAAAUUGUAUGCAUAUGAUAUACUAUUUAUCUGAUAUCACAAAAUUAACAAUUGAUCCACGUAAAGCUAUUAUAGAUUUUAUUACAUUCCUAUACGGAUUACUAAAGCCAGGUGGUGCAAUUUACAUUGCAUUUCUUGAUAUGGAAAAUGCGUUCAAUUCAAUUAGUAGAAACUUUUAUGAACAAAUUAUCGGUGAUAUAGAUACUUCACAAAAUAUUUCACAUACUAGCAAAGCGCGAAGUGAACUUUUACUUGAAGGUAAAAUUUUAAAAACUUUAGAGUCACAAAUUGUUGAUGAGAAUAUUCGCCCAAAAAUUUUGAGUAGCAAGGUGCCAAGUGGUUUCUAUGCAAGAUCAUUGGGAGAUCUUGCGGUUUUAACUUUAACUGGAGAAUUGCUAAGGUCGGAUGAUGACAAUUUUGAUAUUAGAAUGUUGGAUUUCGCUAUAAAAGAAUUAAAAACCGCUGCUGUUACACCCGUGGCUAUUGGAGAAGAUAAACCAUUCGGUUUAACGCGUUGCGUCCGCGGUGGAGAAAAUGUUUGGAGAGUUGAAAAUCCUUUAAUUGUUAGUGUCAUCAAAAAAGAACGUGUGGGUUAA